UCGACGUACGAUUACAAGAGUUUCCUUAUUUUUGGCCCAACAAGUCCUCUCGAUCCUCUCUUGACCAAAACCUAGCACGACGCUCCUUCUUCCACCAUUGCUCCUCGAUUCCUUGUCUCCGUCGACCUCGUGCCUUCCUCUCAGCACGAGCCGACAUGACAACGGGGAAGUCGACCAAAUCCGCCGCCAAGCCCAAGGGCAGCAAGUUGGCGGUGAAGAAAAGGUUGUCAGUGAAGAUCAAUGAGGCGGACAAGUGGAAGCCUAGAACUGAUUCCAUGAAGGAGAGGAAGAAACCCGCGCCGCAGCUCGCGAGCACGGCAUCCUGGCUUGGCGCCUUGGCCCUCUUCCAGCGAGACUACCUCAAGGAGUUCAGGGAGAAGAAUCCCAAAGACAAGUCCUCUCGUGAUACCGUCUUUCGGAAAGCCUCCAAAGUGUGGAGUUCCUUGAGCAAUUCGGACAAGGCUCCCUAUGAAGCCAGGUCCCUUGCGGCAGCUUUACAGUACAGGAAGGACGUCGCAAAAACUGCUUUCUACAGAAAGACAUGGGACUUAAAACUCAAGAUGGAGGUGGAGAUGGACAAGAUGAGCCUGUGAACGUAAAAGACUUGCUAAUUUAGAAUCUUAUUUAUUCUGGGUCUAUCAUUUGUUUGGUUACUAAACUGACAAGAAUAAGAUGAUGUAAGUUCUCUUGGUUCUUUGUUUGAAAAUUGUAUUGCAUGCAUCCGAUUAAUACAUUUCCAUGAUC
Molecule: messenger RNA, 744 nt
Organism: Lolium perenne
Lineage: Eukaryota; Viridiplantae; Streptophyta; Magnoliopsida; Poales; Poaceae
Product: high mobility group B protein 2-like
Source: RefSeq, a predicted model, not a curated record